This is a messenger RNA of Cebus imitator (Panamanian white-faced capuchin), 1122 nucleotides long. Its product is annotated as probable palmitoyltransferase ZDHHC11B. Gene Ontology annotation, cellular component: endoplasmic reticulum; Golgi apparatus. Bases 1 to 1122 code for a protein of 373 amino acids. Gene Ontology annotation, molecular function: protein-cysteine S-palmitoyltransferase activity. The record is from RefSeq and is a predicted model, not a curated record. Lineage: Eukaryota; Metazoa; Chordata; Mammalia; Primates; Cebidae. The transcript is spliced from 8 exons. Gene Ontology annotation, biological process: peptidyl-L-cysteine S-palmitoylation; protein targeting to membrane.
AUGGGUGAGCCUGUGUAUUCAUGGAUGAGUUGCAGGACCUCUCGCUGUGUGGGGGUCAUUGAGGGCUCCCCAGAACCCAUCAAAGCCUCGGGUCUACUGAGGGGUGGCAGCACAGGCAUCGGGGGCUUUGCCAGGGUCACAGCCCUGGACAGCCACUUCCCACAGCCACAUGGCUCUGGCCGGGGUCAGAUUCUGCAGCAUGGCAGUUCACUCCCGUCCACAGGCAAUAGCACGAAGCUGGCCUCGCCACCGCAAAUCUCCCGAGUGAACGGCUGUUCACCGCCUAGGAACGCCUUCCAGAUAGUGUCCUGGACCGUCUUCCUGACCCUGUCCUUGGCCAUCUUUGGGAUCUUCAUUCCCUUCCUAUCUCACGUGUGGAAAUACAUUGCCUACGUGGUGGCCGGGGGGAUUUUCUUUUUCCACCUCAUCUUUCACCUGAUCGCCUGCUGCAUCGACCCGGCUGACCCCAACGUGCGACUCAAGAAGGAUUAUUCUCAGCCCAUGCCCAUCUUCGACAGAUCCAAACACGCACACGUGAUCCAGAACCAUUACUGCCACCUGUGCAAGGUCACCGUGACCAAGAAAGCCAAGCACUGCAUCGCCUGCAACAAGUGUGUGUCAGGCUUUGACCACCACUGCAAAUUGCUCAACAACUGCGUGGGGAGCCGGAACUACUGGUUCUUCUUCAGCACCGUGGCCUCGGCCGUAGCUGGCCUGCUCUGCGUGAUCGCCAUCCUGCUGUACGUCCUCAUCCAGUACAUCCUGAACCCCUGGGUGCUCCGCACAGACCCCAAGUAUGCAGAUGUCAGGAGUGCAAACACGUGGCUGCUGUUCCUCCCGCUGUUCCCGGUGAAGGUGACGACUCAGAUGGUCGUGGUCAUCGGGGCAGCCGUGUUCCUGCUGGACCUGCUUGGCUUGCUCCUGCUAGGGCAGCUGCUCCUGUUCCACAUCUACCUGAAGGUCAAGAAGAUGACCACCCUUGAUUAUCUCACUCAGACCCAUGAAGAGGAAGAGAGGUCAAAAUGCCAAGCAGAGAGGAAAGGUCCAUCCGUGCAAAUGGGGGAAGGAUUUCUCCAGCAAAGAGAAGGAGACGGGGCCCCAGGCUCUUCCGCACAGGGGUAA